AUGAGUCACGUAUUGCCUUCUCCAAUGGCGACAGCUGCUGCACCUUCAUCGACUGAAAUACCAGCACCGCUCAUACCACUCUUGUCAUCCCUUUCAUCAUUGAUUUUCACCAUCGAACAUCUAUUCAAUCGUAUACCAGGUUCACCUAUCAUCGUCAGAUAUAUAAAAUCAAGUUAUCAAGAUGAUCCAUGGAGAUCUUUGUUGGAAGUCUUACUUUUGGGUUUCGCGAUCAGGACAGUAUUGAAAGGUAGGACGAGAGGCGAAGGUGAGGGUAAAAACUUUAUCAAAUUGACUGAAAAGGAAAUCGAUGAAUUAGUGGAUGAUUUCAACCCGGUUCCACUGGUCGAUGAUCCCACUCCAGCAGAUAGCUUCACCCUUGACACAGUACCUACUAUCUACGGACCAAAUGGGAUCAAAGUGAAAACGUCCCCAAACGGUAAAACUCUACUAAAUCUGACUACUCCUAAUUGGUCAGGAUUUAUCGAGAAUGAGAAGAUGAAAGACGUAGCUAUUGAUACUUUGAAAAAAUAUGGCGUUGGUACAUGUGGUCCCAGUGGUUUCUACGGUACCAUCGAUAUUCACACCAAAGCAGAAGCGGAUAUUGCCUCUUUCCUAGGAACAGAAGCGUCAAUCAUCUAUUCUCAAGCAUUCGCACUGGUUUCAUCUGCCAUUCCAGCUUUCGCUAAAAGAGGUGAUAUCAUAGUAGCUGAUCGAGGUGUCAAUUUCGGUAUUCACAAAGGACUACAAAUCUCCCGGUCAAACAUCAAAUGGUACGCUCAUGGUGAUAUGAAAGAUCUCGAGAGAGUCUUACAGAAUGUUGAGAGGGAAAGGAAAAGAAAAGGAGGCAAAUUGACCAAGAAAUUCAUCGUUGCUGAGGGUGUCUUUGAAAAUGAUGGUAUGGUUUUGGAUCUACCCAAAGUCAUCGAGCUCAAGAAAAAGUAUAAAUACCGACUCAUCCUUGAUGAAUGUCAAUCAUUCGGUAUGAUGGGUGCCCAUGGUAGAGGUAUAACGGAGCAUUUCGGUGUGCCCGCUUCGGAGGUGGACAUGCUUUUAGGUUCAAUGGCGAAUGGAGUCGCUACUGGUGGUGGAUUCUGUGCGGGUUCUCAAGUAGUCUGUUCUCAUCAGCGAAUCAAUUCCUCUGCAUCGGUAUUCUCAGCUUCCCUUCCAGCUAUGUUAGCUACAUGUGCUUCAGCAGCCAUCGAUAUGCUCAAAGCUCAACCGACACUGAUGACUUCACUUCAAGCGAAUAUUUUGAUAUUCCGACAAGCUCUAGCAAAACUUGAACCAGUCAUGCCUGAUCUGACCGGGACAUUUUCCGCAAACACGAAUACCGAUUCAGCUUUAAUGCCACCUCCUCCAAUCCCAAACAAAGAUGCGGUAAUCUCGAUUCCAUCGCAUCCCAAUUCAGGAUUGAUACAUAUCUUCUUAUUAAAUCCACCUACGACAUUAGAAGAGGAAGAAUUGCUGUUGCAAGGGGUAGUUGAUGAAGUACAGAACACUUCAAAUAUCUUGAUUACAAGAGCAAGAAGGUUAAGAGCUCAAGAAGUGUUUGAACCUGAACCAAGUUUGAAAAUAUGUAUCUCAGGUGCAAUGUCGAAGAAAGAUGUGGAAAAUGCUGGUAAAGGAUUGAAAGCAGCUUUGAUCAAAAUUUGUGGAAGUGAGUAA
Messenger RNA from Kwoniella shivajii, 1665 nucleotides. RefSeq lists its product as uncharacterized. Gene Ontology annotation, biological process: ceramide biosynthetic process; sphingosine biosynthetic process. The record is from RefSeq and is a predicted model, not a curated record. Lineage: Eukaryota; Fungi; Basidiomycota; Tremellomycetes; Tremellales; Cryptococcaceae. Gene Ontology annotation, cellular component: endoplasmic reticulum. The coding region runs from base 1 to 1665 and encodes 554 amino acids. The transcript has 7 exons. Gene Ontology annotation, molecular function: pyridoxal phosphate binding; serine C-palmitoyltransferase activity.